AUGUCCGAGGCCCAGACAGAGGGACUAACCUUAUUUUUGCGUGACCAAGCAAAUCUGAAGAAUCGUGCUGAACUAGGUACGUCUACACGCAGAGAGAAACCAAAGUGGGAUUCGAAAUUCAAUAGGAAUUUAUAUGCUUUUGCUUCACCUGAUGAUCAAUUUUUGCGAACAAAACUGCAUCAUUACUACGAAUUAAAUGAAGUCAAAAGUAAAAAUAUUCGCGCUGAAGAAUCAGUUAAGCAGUCUACAAAUGAAUGGUUAGAAAAUUAUAGUUUAAAAGCGCAACGAUUAACACUCGAUGAUUUCAUUGCUAUAGGUAAAAUUCCAGGUUGUGUAAUGGAAGAAUUUUCAGCGAAUUCAGAUUUAACUUUGAACCAAAUUGUGGAUGGAUUCAAGAAAAAUCUCCCGUCACAUCUCGAAUAUAACUCCAAACAAGUUAAUCAAUUUGAAUGUGGACUGCACGAAUCUAUCUUCACAUAUACAAACAGAAUAAGAUGGUUGAUGGAGGACACAAGAAAAAUAUUUGGUUUAAUUCGCGGAAAAAAUAUUGGUCUUCUGUUGGAUAGUUCAGAUGCCAACUUGGGCUUCAAUAGAGAUAAGCAAUUUAAAGAACAUUUAAUCGAAUUAGUCAACGAACAAAUAACUGCAGACAGGCUAAAAACAUUAUAUGUAGCAAGUUAUGGAACAAAUAUUAAUUCAUUAUGGCCAUAUCCAAUGUGUGUAAAUACACGUGCUAUAAAUGAAUUAAAGUAUUUUAUUAGAGAACAACUAAUACCAAUGGGUGGAUCGAAUUUGUUGAGUGGUAUAAAACAUAUGAUUAUGUUUGGUAGAAAACAAUUAGAUGUUAUCAUCAUAAUAUGUGGUAGUUAUCCAGAUCAACCUGCUAUAUUUAUUCAACAAUAUCUAGAGCAAAUAUUUGCUGGUUUCACAUCACCUCGACUACAUUUAGUUGCUUAUGAUUGUCGUAAUCCUGAAGUAAAUCAAUUGUUAGCUCAACUGGCCACAAUAAAAAAUGAUUUCAUCUAUCAUUGCUAUUUAACUGAGAAUGAAUCGGCUGUGUAUACAAGUGAUGAAAUUGCUCGUCUUCUGAAAGAGAUAAAUGAUGCACAGAAAGUUCUUGAAGUUGUUGGUCAUCUAAGACAAGAAAUGGAGAGCUCAUCCACGAUUGCUCAGCAAGCUACAGAUGAAGUGAAUAUGUUAUCUAAUGCAAUGUGUAAUUCACCAAUUUACUAUCUACCUCAACCGACUGAUACAAGUUUACUGCAUGGUAAACUUCAGUUGGAUCAUUUGCAUAGACAAUGUUGUAGACAAUGGAAACCUUUCCAACCAACUUCUUCUCAAGUUUGGUUACAUAAACAUGGACUGAAAGCUCGCAAAUUGAAUUUAUUUCAGAUAUUGGCACCAAAUGCAUAUUCACAAGUUGUUGGUUAUGUCCCAUCAAUUCAACGCUCUGUUAGUGCUCAAAUACAUGAAAAGUGCAUGGUUCAAGUUAGGUGGCUUGAUGGAUCAAUUAAAAAUGUUCAUGUUGAUCCUAAUGAAUUGUAUAAAUACCAAACACAGAUAACAAAUUUGGUUGGAUUAUUAGAAAAACGAAUUCAUUGGUUGACUCAAAAAAGUCGUGGAUACUUUGGUACCCUUAUAGAACCGAACGUAAUAAUUUUAAUCGAUUUAUCAGAGUAUAAUACUAUCUAUAUGGUUCAUAUACACUAUUGUCUACGUCAUUUACUCGAAGAACAAAUUUCAACAAAAUCUAAAUUUAAUUUAAUGAUAUUUGGUUCGGAUUCUAAGGCUUAUCAAUCGAAUUUAAUUGAUGUGAAUGCUAAUAAUUUACAAGCUUCAUGGGAUUGGUUUAAAACGCACAAUUGCAAUGGCAGUCGUAAUUUAUUAAGUGCUUUGAGAUUAGUGUUUGAAAGUCAGUCAGAAAAAGAUUUGUUUGAAUCACAUUUAGGAAUUUAUAUAUUUACAUCAGGUAUACCUGAUCAGGAUAGUGAGGUGAUUUCAUCUUAUUUGGAAGCUAAACGUUGUACGUUUUUAAAUACUCAUGUACAUGUGGCAUUAUACCAUGUGGACAAUAUCAUUACUGAUAAACACUUUCCAUGUCGUUAUGCAAAUAUUACGGAAACUGCAAAUUCUUUAAGAGAAAUAGCCCAUUCAACCCCAAAUGGACGUUUUCAUUGGUUUCGUGAGAAUGGUAUCAUAGAAAGUGAUGAUGUUUGCGUUCUGUUGGAUGAAAUAGACGAAGCAGUUAGCUAUUCAAAACAAGCUCAAUUACUUGUAGCUUCAAUCACAGAUAAACGAGUCGGGUCAGAAGUUGAUUGGAAUAAGUCUGAUAAAAGCAUAGUUUCAAAGAGUAGUAGUACGGCUAAUCAAUUAAUGGGUGGGUGGGAUCCUUCAAAUCAAAUUGAACCGCGUUUAAACUUAUUGGCAUUGGCUAGAAAAGAAGCUAUUGACGCAAAAAUGAAAAGUAAUACCACUGAUAAUCAUUCACAUCCAAAAGCUUUGACAUGGUAUCAAGAGAUCAAUAAUACCGACAGGAUACGAUCCAACCCAACGAUAAGUAAAGUAUCUGGGAGAAAAAAAUCUAAUAUCUUAGUUAAACCAAUUCAAAUUAAACGAUUCAACUGUCAAAUACCCACAGAUGAAGAAAGACUUACGAGUCGUGAAUGGUUACGUAAAUACAGUAUUCGUAGUUUGGGACUUAAUUUAACGCGUCUCACAUCUGGAAUGGAUUGUAAACAUGAAAUGUCUUUUGUUAAUUCCACUCGAACAAUGGUUCAUGCACGCUAUUGUAGCGGGUUGUUUCCUCUUGUAAAUGUGGCUGGGACCCUUAAACAUCUUCAGUAUACUUUGGACGAACUAGAAGCUUUUGAACAAGAGGUUGUUAAAGCAUUAAAACGUUAUAUCAAACGUUAUGAAUGGUUAACUACAGGAUCGAGGAAGUAUUUUGGUCUUAUAUGUGAAGAAUGUAUAGUCAUUUUAAUUGAUACAUCUGGCUCAAUGGAUGCUCAUUUGAAUGUAAUAAAAACGUAUCUGAAGCUUUUAAUAUGGGAACAAUUACACAAGAACAAGGUGUUUUUCAAUAUGAUUAGUUUUAGUAGUACAUUACUUGAGUGGCAGGCUUCCGGUGUAGUAAUGGCAGAUGAAAUAUAUUGUCAUGAUGCUAUUGCAUGGAUUGAUCAACUGAAGGCUACGGGUGGCACGUGUACCGGUGAAGCAAUUCUGUGUGGUUUAAGUCAUUUACAAAUUAUGAAUUCAUCGAAUAUCAAAGAAAUUCAUGAUGUAAACUUCAAUGAAAUGAGUAAAGGGAUAUAUUUAAUUACAGACGGUAAACCAGAUGUUAGCUGUUCUUCAUUGAUUAAAAAUAUUAAUGAAGUUUGGAAUCCCACUCCUGACAGUAAUGUUGACUUACAAAAUACAAAAAUAACCAAAACCUCUAAAACGUUAAAUAACACAGGUAAAAAGGAUAAAAUCAAACAUACAAAAGCUCCUAAAUUGGUACAAUUACACAAAUGUCCACCAAUACACACAAUCUCUUAUACAAAUGAUCAAACUGCUUUAUUAUUUCUGAAAAAAUUAUCAAAUUUAACUAAUGGACGUUUUCAUGCAUUUUUGGAUAUGGCAUCUACAAUGAAUGUGUUUUUGGAUUAUUUAUUACAAUCAUUCUCUAAAAUGAACACAAAUGAAAAUGAUAAUACAUCCACAAAUCAAAAAGAUAUUUUAUCAUUUCCUAAUAUUCAGUCAGAUGAUAUUAGAUUAAUACAGAAAGAAAUUAAAACAACUUAUAGAACAUUGAUUUGUCUAAAAUAUUUUCAGGAUGUAUAUAAAGAAACAAAAUUGCUUCGAAAGUAA
Molecule: messenger RNA, 3849 nt
Organism: Schistosoma spindalis
Lineage: Eukaryota; Metazoa; Platyhelminthes; Trematoda; Strigeidida; Schistosomatidae
Source: the annotation of a GenBank genome assembly